CUCCAAAACUUUCCCUUUGUUGAGAUUUCCCAUUCCAGCCGGGAGGAAUGGGAAAAAAAUCAGAGAUUAUCAUUGCCAUUGUUGUGCCUACUGCCGUCUUGGUUGUGCUGCUUGCGUUUGUUUGGAUCUGUGUGAGAGUGAGAAAGCAAGGAAGAAAAUUUCCAAGUGAGACUGAAGCUGAUGAUUCAAUUGAGCAUACUGAGUCAAUAAGAUUCGAAUUUGACACCAUCGAAGUUGCUACAAAUAACUUCUCUGAUGCAAAUAAGCUCGGACAAGGAGGAUUUGGACCAGUUUACAAGGGAAAGCUCUCCAAUGGACAAGAGAUUGCAGUAAAAAGGUUGUCUAGGGAUUCUGGACAAGGGGACAUUGAAUUUAAGAAUGAAGUACAAUUAAUGGUCAAGCUUCAACACCGAAAUUUAGUUAGACUCCUUGGUUUUUGUUUGAAACAAGAGGAACGGCUUCUAGUAUAUGAGUUUCUUCCUAAUAAAAGUCUCGAUCACUUUAUAUUUGAUCCUAUCAGACGUGAACAAUUGAGAUGGGAAACGCGCUACACAAUUAUAAAAGGAAUUGCCCGAGGCCUUCUUUACCUUCAUGAAGAAUCUCAACAACAAAUUAUUCAUCGUGAUCUUAAAGCAAGUAAUAUUCUCUUAGAUGCAAGCAUGAAUCCAAAAAUAUCAGAUUUUGGCAUGGCAAAACUAUUUGCUAUGGAUCAAACUCAAGCCAAUACGGAUAGAGUUGUGGGGACCUAUGGGUAUAUGGCACCAGAGUAUGCAAGGCAUGGACAAUUCUCAGUGAAAUCUGAUAUCUUCAGUUUUGGCGUGCUAAUUCUAGAGAUUGUGAGUGGCCAGAAGAAUGGUGGCUUACAUAAUAUGGAGAAUGUCGAGCAUCUACCAAGUUUGGCAUGGAACAGCUGGAGGAAAGGGACAGCCUCUAACAUUAUAGAUCCCACAUUAACAGAUGGCUCAAGAAAUGAAAUAAUGAGAUGCAUUCACGUCGGUUUACUGUGUGCUCAAGAAAAAGCUGCUAAGAGACCAACCAUGGCUUCUCUUGUACUUAUGCUCAGCAGUCACUCUUUCUCACUUCAAGCGCCCAUGAAGCCUGCAUUUUUUAUGAAUGACACAAGUUUAUCAGGAAGACAAUCUGGGAAUUACAGAUCUAUGUCAACAAGUUCCGGUGAGAAAAAAAGAAAAUCUGUAGAAUCAUUAUCAGUAAACGAGGCCUCAAUAACUGAUAUAUGUCCUCGAUAAUUUGAGUUGUAGAGGUGACAUUCUUGAUCAUAAUUGCUGGUAUAUUUGUUAUUCCACCAAUAUAACAGUGCUUUAUUUUUAAAAAAAGAAAAUCAUAGAAUUUUUCAGUGCAUAAACAGGAAAAGAUGCAAGUAAUGUAUUUUAAUUCAAAAGUUCUCUGUGUUGUAAAUAAAGAAUUUCAUAUCA
This is a messenger RNA of Prosopis cineraria, 1433 nucleotides long. Its product is annotated as cysteine-rich receptor-like protein kinase 29. NCBI's taxonomy places the organism in Eukaryota, Viridiplantae, Streptophyta, Magnoliopsida, Fabales, Fabaceae. Gene Ontology annotation, molecular function: ATP binding; protein kinase activity. The transcript is spliced from 7 exons. The record is from RefSeq and is a predicted model, not a curated record. Gene Ontology annotation, biological process: protein phosphorylation. The coding region runs from base 48 to 1247 and encodes 399 amino acids.